CCCGCGCUCCGCCGCCUCCGCCCGCAGCCGCCGCGCCGCGUAUGGGGGUCGCGGGCCGCGGCUGCCCCGGGGCGGCCCGGGCGCUGCUGCCUCUGCUCUUGCCGCUGCUGCUGACGGCGGCCGCCCCGCCCGGCCGAGGCCGCGGCCCGGGGCCGCCGGAGGAUGUGGACGAGUGUGCCCACAGGCUAGAUGACUGUCACCCUAAUGCCCUGUGUCAGAACACACUCACUUCCUACAAGUGCUCCUGCAAGCCUUGCUACCAAGGGGAGGGCAGGCAGUGUGAGGACAUUGAUGAAUGUGAAAACGAGCUCAAUGGAGGCUGUGUCCAUGACUGUUUGAAUAUUCCAGGAAAUUACCGCUGUACUUGUUUUGAUGGCUUCAUGUUGGCUCAUGAUGGUCAUAAUUGUCUUGAUGUGGACGAGUGCCUGGAAAACAAUGGCGGCUGCCAGCACACCUGCCUCAACAUCCUGGGGAGUUACGAGUGCCGCUGCAGGGAGGGGUUUUUCCUGAGUGACAAUCAGCACACGUGCAUUCACCGCUCUCAAGAGGGUCUGAGCUGCAUGAAUAAGAAUCAUGGCUGUAGUCACAUCUGCAAGGAGGCCCCAAGGGGCAGCGUCGCCUGCGAGUGCCGGCCUGGUUUUGAGCUGGCCAAGAACCAGAGAGACUGCAUCUUGACCUGUAACCAUGGAAACGGCGGGUGCCAGCACUCCUGUGAAGACACAGCUGAAGGCCCGGAGUGCAGCUGCCAUCCACAGUACAAGCUGCUCGCAGAUGGGAGGAGCUGCCUGGAGCAAGAGGACACUGCCCUGGAGGUACCAGAGAGCAAUGCCACAUUAGUGGCGGAUGGGGAUAAACGGGUGAAACGGAGGCUGCUGAUGGAAACGUGUGCUGUCAACAAUGGAGGCUGCGAUCGCACCUGUAAGGAUACCUCGACAGGUGUUCAUUGCAGUUGUCCCGUUGGAUUCACUCUCCAGGUGGACGGGAAGACCUGUAAAGAUAUUGAUGAGUGCCAGACCCACAAUGGAGGCUGUGAUCAUUUCUGCAAAAACACCGUGGGCAGUUUUGACUGCAGCUGCAAAAAGGGAUUUAAAUUAUUAACUGAUGAGAAAUCCUGCCAAGAUGUGGAUGAAUGCUCUUUGGACAGGACCUGUGACCACAGCUGCGUCAACCACCCGGGCACAUUUGCAUGUGCUUGCAGCACAGGGUACACACUCUAUGGCUUUACCCACUGCGGAGACACCAAUGAGUGCAGCGUCAACAAUGGAGGCUGUCAGCAGGUCUGUGUGAACACAGAAGGCAGCUAUGAAUGCCAGUGCCACCCUGCAUACAAGCUCCACUGGAAUAAAAAAGACUGUGUGGAAGUGAAAGGGGUCCCGCCCACUAUGCCCACUAGUGUACCAUCUCACGUGUCCCUGCACUGCAGUAAGAGUGGUGGAGGAGAAAGGUGCUUCCUGAGAUGUCACUCUGGCAUUCGCCUCUCUUCAGGACUGCAAGAAGCCUACUCUGUCACCUGCGGCUCUUCCUCUCCUCUUGGGAACAAACAGCAAAAAUCAAAUGACUCUGCUUUCGGGGAUGUCGCCACCAUCAGGACAAGUGUAACCUUUAAGCUAAAUGAAGGCAAGUGUAGUUUGAAAAAGGCUGAGCUGUUUCCCGAGGGUCUGCGGUCAGCACUACCAGAGAAGCACAGCUCAGUAAAAGAGAGCUUCCGCUACACAAACCUAACAUGCAGCUCUGGCAAGCAAGUCCCGGCAGCCCCUGGCCGACCAAGCGCCUCUAAGGAAAUGGUUAUCACUGUUGAGUUUGAGCUUGAAACUAACCAAAAGGAGGUGACAGCUUCAUGCGAUCUGAGCUGCGUCGUGAAGCGAACAGAGAAGCGGCUCCGGAAAGCCAUCCGCACGCUCCGGAAGGCUACCCACAGGGAGCAGUUUCACCUCCAACUCUCAGGGAUGGACCUUGAAGUGGCUAAAAACUCUCCCAGAACAUCUGAACCCCAAGUGGAGUCCUGUGGAGUGGGCCAGGGCCACGUAGGAGAUCAGUGUGUCAGUUGCAGGGCUGGGACAUAUUAUGAUGGAGUACAAGAACGCUGCCUUUUAUGUCCAAAUGGAACCUUCCAAAAAGAAGAAGGACAAAUCACAUGUGAACCGUGCCCCAGACCAGAAAAUCCCGGGUCUCUGAAGACCUCAGAAGCUUGGAAUGUGUCUGAAUGUGGAGCUCUGUGCCAACCUGGUGAAUAUUCUGCAGAUGGCUUUGCACCCUGCCAGCUCUGUGCCCUGGGCGCAUUCCAGCCUGAAGCCGGCCGUACUUCCUGCUUCCCCUGUGGAGGAGGCCUUCCCACCAAACACCUGGGAGCCACUUCCUUUCAGGACUGUGAAACCAGAGUUCAAUGUUCUCCUGGACAUUUCUACAACACUACUACCCACCGCUGUAUUCGUUGCCCAGCAGGCACCUAUCAGCCUGAAUUUGGAAAAAAUAAUUGUGUUUCUUGCCCAGGAAAUACAACAACUGACUUUGAUGGCUCCACAAACAUAACCCAGUGUAAAAACAGAAGAUGUGGAGGGGAGCUGGGAGAUUUCACUGGGUACAUCGAAUCCCCAAACUACCCAGGCAAUUACCCUGCCAACACUGAGUGCACCUGGACCAUCAACCCGCCCCCCAAGCGCCGCAUCUUGAUUGUGGUCCCUGAGAUCUUCCUGCCCAUAGAGGACGACUGUGGAGACUACCUGGUGAUGCGGAAAACUUCUUCGACCAAUUCUGUGACAACAUAUGAAACCUGUCAGACUUACGAACGCCCCAUCGCCUUCACCUCCAGAUCAAAGAAGCUGUGGAUUCAGUUUAAGUCCAAUGAAGGGAACAGUGCCAGAGGGUUCCAGGUCCCGUAUGUGACAUAUGAUGACAGGUGUGGUAUCUGGUUGCCAAGCCCAGAAGAAUGGAAAUCCCAUUUAGAAGGGGCAGGUGGGGCUGCUGGAGACUAGCCCCCGACCACUGGAGAACAGGAGGCACCGUAGUGGCUGACAUGUGCUGAGCAUCACUCAGCACCAGGCUCCUAAGUGCCUUUGACGCAGCACAUUCCCCACAAUCACCCAUGAAGUAGACUCAGUUCUUUCCUGAUUUUACAGAGGAGGCCACUUAUGCUCAGACAUUUAAGUGAUCUGGGUCACAGCAGGACAAAGCUGCAGACAUCUUUGGGACUCCAGGGUCUGAGUUCUUACUUAUAACACCUGACUGCUUUUUUCAUGACAGCUGGAGCAGGGAGGCAACACAGUAAUUCUUAAAAACAGAAGAAAUAUUUUUAAAAAGACAGCAGUCUGGAAGUAUUUGGCAGAGGGGCAAACAGCUGUCCAGUUCUCUCAGGCCAGACACAGCACAGCAACUGAUGUUCCUGAAGGUGAACUCCCAUCCUCCAAAGGGGCUGGUUCCCUAAGGUGGAGAUGCUGCAGAGGCAUUCAAGAUAAAAAACAUGUGCCUUUAUUCACAUUUUAUAUGCACUAAAAUAAAAGAAUAAGAGGAAAGAUAUCACAUGAAUAGAGUACCAGUGAUAUUAUACAUGUAUUAAAUUAUGAAUAUUA
Manis pentadactyla (Chinese pangolin) is the source of this 3566-nucleotide messenger RNA. RefSeq names its product signal peptide, CUB domain and EGF like domain containing 2 (gene SCUBE2). NCBI's taxonomy places the organism in Eukaryota, Metazoa, Chordata, Mammalia, Pholidota, Manidae. The record is from RefSeq and is a predicted model, not a curated record. Gene Ontology annotation, biological process: signal transduction. Gene Ontology annotation, cellular component: cell surface. Bases 42 to 2972 code for a protein of 976 amino acids. The transcript has 22 exons. Gene Ontology annotation, molecular function: calcium ion binding.